AUGAGUGUUAUUGGACAUACACGAGCUCCACCACCAAUACCAGCAAAACCUGGUUAUGUUACAAUGGUUAAAGCUUUGUACAGUUAUGCAGCACGUUCUCCAGAAGAAUUAUCAUUUGAAGAAGGUGAAAUACUUUAUGUAACAGAUGAUGUUAAAUAUAAAGAUUGGUAUUUGGCUACGACAAAUAAAAAUCGUACAGGUGGUCUUAUUCCAAAAAAUUAUGUUGAAGAAAGUACAGAAAAACUUGUAAAUGCUUUACAUGACGCAGCGAAACGUGCAAAUAUUGAAUUUCUUCAACAAUCACUUGCUAAUAAAGCAUCAGUUCUUGGUCUUGAUAAAGCAGGAAAUACACCAUUUCACUGGGCAUGCUAUUCAGGUGAUAUGGAUUGUGUUAAAUUAUUAUUACCACUUUCGUUAUCCAUCAUUAAUCAAAAGAAUAAUGUUGGUGAUACUCCAUUACAUGUAGCUAGUUGGAAAAAUCAUGCUGAUAUUGUUCAAAUUCUUUUAGAAAAUGGUGCUGACAAACGAAUUCGUAAUAAGGAUAAUAAAAUUCCAUUUGAUCUUACACAUGAUCCACAUAUUCGAUCAUUAUUAGAAGAAAAAGUUAUUUUUUCUAAUUAUAAAUCACGACAAACGCAACAGAAUGGUGACGGCAAUGACGAAGAUGAUGAUUCAGAUUAA
Messenger RNA from Adineta steineri, 681 nucleotides. The record is from the annotation of a GenBank genome assembly. NCBI's taxonomy places the organism in Eukaryota, Metazoa, Rotifera, Eurotatoria, Adinetida, Adinetidae.